Oryza brachyantha (malo sina) is the source of this 2854-nucleotide messenger RNA. Its product is annotated as exocyst complex component SEC15A-like. NCBI's taxonomy places the organism in Eukaryota, Viridiplantae, Streptophyta, Magnoliopsida, Poales, Poaceae. Gene Ontology annotation, cellular component: exocyst; membrane. Gene Ontology annotation, biological process: Golgi to plasma membrane transport; intracellular protein transport; exocytosis. Bases 251 to 2620 code for a protein of 789 amino acids. The record is from RefSeq and is a predicted model, not a curated record. The transcript is spliced from 2 exons.
GAGCGGAGGCGCCGCCGGCAUUCUCCGCCGCGGCCACCCCUCGCCUCCUCCCGCGCGCGGCCGGCGAGCAGACCCGGGGGCACGGUGUACCCUGCCUCCUCCCCUCCCCCCCCACUCCCUAGCCAGCUAGCCUUCUCCUCUGUGCGGACUCCCUACUCGUACGCACAGCCGGUCCGGCGAGCAGGUUUGGAGAGGGGGCGGCGCUGCCACUGCCUCGUUCCACUGGUCUGGGUUCGAAUCGAGCUGAACAAUGACUGCUCAGACCAAGAAGAGGGGCGGGGCGGAGAGCGGGAAUGGCAGCACCGGCUUGGGCCUUGCCGCCUUCAUCGCCAACGGCGAGGACUUGGGCCCUAUUGUUCGCCACGCGUUCGAGUCCGGGAAGCCCGAGUCUCUUCUGCAAGGUCUCAGGGGCAUCGUGAAGAUGAAGGAGGUUGAGAUCGAGGAGCUCUGUAGGGUCCACUAUGAGGAGUUCAUCCUUGCUGUUGAUGAGCUGCGCGGUGUGUUGGUUGACGCCGAUGAGCUUAAGGGUACGCUUUCCGGUGAAAACCUGCGCCUGCAAGAGGUUGCUAGCUCCCUGCUGUUGAAGCUUGACGAGCUCCUUGAGUUGUAUUCUGUAAAUAAGAAUGUUGGGGAAGCUCUGGCAACAUUGAAGAUCUGUUUGCAAGUCACUAGUCUGUGCCAGAUGUGCAACAAGGACGUUACAGAAGCCAACUUUCAUGUUGCCUUGAAAAGUUUGGAGUUGAUUGAGAAAGAUUUCCUGCAAAAUGUUCCUCUAAAGCUUCUAAAAAGGGUCGUUCAGAAGCAAAUACCUAUGAUAAAGCUGUAUAUUGAGAAGAAGGUUUGCAAUGAAUUUAAUGAGUGGCUUGUGUAUAUCAGAAGGGCAUCGAAGGAGAUUGGCAAGGUUUCGAUCAGCCAGGCCUCCUUGGCCCGUCAGAAAAAUGAGGGAGUACGAUCCCAACAGAGGGAAGCAGAAGACUGCAGCCAGAUUGGGUUUGACGAGCAUGCUUAUGCUUUGGAUGUGGAGCUCAUAGGUGAAGAGGAAGUACUGGAAUUUGAUCUUACACCAGUAUACCGAGCACACUACAUUCACACCUGCCUUGGUCUUGGGGAAAAAUUUCAAGAGUAUUACUACAAUAACAGGCUUAUGCAACUUAAUUUGGACAUGCAGAUUCCCACGACGCAACCCUUCAUGGAAUCCCAUCAGCAUUUCCUUGCUCAGGUAGCUGGGUUUUUUAUUGUUGAGGACCGUGUCCUUCGAACGGCAGAUGGGCUUCUUUCUGAUAGUCAGGUUGAGACAAUGUGGGAGAAAGCUAUUUCUAAGGUCACAUCUAUCUUGGAAGAACAAUUCUCUCGUAUGGAUGCUGCUAACCAUCUCCUCCUUGUAAAGGACUAUGUAACUCUUCUAGGUGCAACCAUGAAGAAGUAUGGAUACCAAACCACAUCAUUGCUUGAAAUUCUUGAGAAGAAUAGGGACAAAUUCCUUCAACAACUUCUUUCUGAUUGCCGGAAAAAGAUAGAUGGCAUCUUCGCUAAGGACUCAUAUGAGCAGAUGGUUAUUAAGAAGGAAAAUGAGUACCGCAUCAAUGUUUCAGCAUUUCAACUUGAACCCAUUGAUGUUGUUCCGGAUUUUCCAUAUAUAGCACCAUUUUCCUCUUCAGUUCCAGAUGCUUGCCAUGUCGUGCGCUCGUUUAUUGAAGAUUCUGUGAACUACUUGUCAUAUGAUGCUAUAAUGGAUGUCUAUGAUGUGGUGAAAAGAUACCUAGACAAGCUCUUAAUUGAGGUACUAAAUGAUGGUCUUCUGAAUUUGAUACAUGGUGGUUGUUUGGAGGUUACACAAAUGGUGCAGAUUGCAGGAAAUAUUUCUGUUCUUGAGCAGUCCUGCGACACAUUCCUCAAUCAUGCUGCCCAACUUUGUGGUGUUCCUAGGCGUCUUCUUGACAAGCCUCAUUCUGGUUUGACUGCUAGAGCGGUGCUGAAAGCCUCCCAAAAUGCAGCGUACAAUGGAUUAAUAGCCUUGGCCAACUCCAAGAUUGAUGAAUUUAUGUUGCUUUUGACUAGCAUCAAUUGGACCCCAGAGGAAGCUCCCGAACAUGAGAAUGACUACAUGAAUGAGGUUGUCAUCUAUCUUCACACGUUAAUAUCAACUGCACAGAAAGUUUUUCCGAGGGAAGCCCUGUACAAGGUUGUUUGUGGUGCAUUCAGCCACAUCUCAGACUCUAUAAUGACAGUUUUUCUCAGUGACCGGGUGAAAAGGUUCAAUGCCAAUGCUGUUGCAGGUAUUGACAUUGACCUGAAAAAGUUGGAGGAAUAUGCAGAUGAUAAAUAUCACAGCACUGGGUUGUCAGAGCUGAGAAAGGAAACAAGUUUCAGAGAUUGCCUCAUUGAAAUUAGGCAGCUCAUCAAUCUUCUGCUCAGCAACCAGCCAGAGAACUUCAUGAACCCUGUAAUCAGGGAGAAGAAUUUUGGAUCUUUGGAUCAUAAAAAGGUUUCCAUCAUCUGCGACAAAUUUAGAGACGCUCCAGAGAGCUUGUUUGGGAGCCUUUCAGGCCGAAGUACAGGGCAAAGUGCUCGAAAGAAGUCCUUGGAUGUGUUGAAGAGAAGGCUGAAGGAUUUUAGCUGAGAUUAGCUAUGUUGCGUCAAAAAAUAAGUAGUGGUCCCUUGAGAAAAAGAACCAGUGCGUCUAUGGUGGUUAGCCGUUCUAAAUUUUCUUUUCCCCCUUGUAACCCCCGUAGUUCGGCAGCUCUAUGGAAGUUAUGUAGCUAUCAUGGCUUGUAUAGGUCAAUUUUGACUGUUAUGAUGGGCAGUUCUUGCGUUCUCUCGUCAUCUUAAAUCAAGACCUUUAAUGGCUCUAGUA